Molecule: messenger RNA, 324 nt
Organism: Aspergillus niger
Lineage: Eukaryota; Fungi; Ascomycota; Eurotiomycetes; Eurotiales; Aspergillaceae
Exons: 2
Coding region: 1-324 (107 amino acids)
Biological process (GO): attachment of spindle microtubules to kinetochore; mitotic cell cycle
Cellular component (GO): mitotic spindle pole body; mitotic spindle midzone; mitotic spindle
Source: RefSeq, a predicted model, not a curated record
AUGGCAUACAUGUCUCGUACUGCUUCCAUGCUCCCUCCUGGAGCCUCAGCCACAUCCUCAUAUCGUCAGCCAAACCAGCAAUCUACAACAAUUUCACAGCAACAGUCCUCUGUCCUAGCAACCCGCAUUGCAGCAAAAAGGGCUGAAUUGGAUAACUUGAGGCAACUUCGUGAUAUGAGUGCAGCACUGGCAUUGCAGAUGCAGGCUUUGCAGGGCAAGCUUGGAACUCUCAAGGAUGGCACAGAAGCUGUCGCUUGUGUUCUUGCAAAUUGGGAUAAUGUGCUGCGGGCCAUCAACAUGGCCUCGAGUAAGUUUGCUCUCUAA